Molecule: messenger RNA, 1205 nt
Organism: Paramecium octaurelia
Lineage: Eukaryota; Ciliophora; Oligohymenophorea; Peniculida; Parameciidae
Source: the annotation of a GenBank genome assembly
AUGGGAAGUCAAUGCUCGAGUUGUUAGAGUUGUUAAAGGAAGGACGAAAUUUUGGUUAGUGAAUUUCAUUAAUAAACCCUACAUCAUUAUUCGAAUAAUUAGUAGGAUUGCGAGGAAGAGGAUUAUUAAGAAAAGAUAUUGAAUGAAGAAUAAAAGGAAUCGAAAUAGCCAAUUUAAGAUCAUAUUGAACAUGAGUUUCAAGAUUAGUCAUAGACAGAAAAGAAAAUGGAGAUAAAUUUAACUUCUUGUAAAUUUCACAUUUAAUAUUUAGAGUCUAAUAGUGAUAGUAUGAGGAAGAAAGAUUAAAUGGCACUCAGAAAUCAUGAAGAUAUUUUAGAAACCUUAGGAAGCAAAUCAAAUUGUCAAUAGAGAGAAAAAAGGAACAAAUAUAUAUUUAAAAGUGGAGCAUCUUAUGAAGGUGAAUGGAUAGGUUAAUAAAGAGAUGGGUAUGGAGUUCAACUUUGGGUAGACGGUGCUAAGUAUGAGGGAGAAUGGAAGAAUAACAAAGUUGAUGGAAAGGGAAAGUUCUGGCAUUUAGGAGGUGAUUAUUAUGAAGGAUAAUGGAAAGAAGAUAAAGCUUGUGGUAGAGGAAUAUAUCUGCAUGCUAAUGGGGCUAAAUACGAAGGAGAAUGGUUGAAUGAUCAACCUCAUGGGUAUGGAAUUGAAAAUUGGGUUGAUUAUUCUAGAUAUGAGGGAAAUUAUAGCUAUGGAAAGAAGAAUGGCUUUGGAAAAUAUUUUUGGAGUGAUGGGUCUAUAUACAUGGGAAAUUGGGAAGGCAAUAUGAUGAAUGGAUUCGGAGUUCAUUACUGGGCUGAUGGUAGAGUAAAAUUUAUAUUCAAUUAAGAAAUUUGAGGGCGAGUGGAGAAAUAGUUAAAUGAAUGGAAGAGGUACUUAUAUUUGGCAAGAUGGAAGAUAAUAUAAUGGAGAAUACCUAAAUGAUAGGAAGUAGGGUUAUGGAGUCUACAUUUGGCCAGAUGGGCGAAGUAUUUAUCAAUAAAUUAAUUCAAGAAUAUGAGGGAUAUUGGGUUAAUGGGAAGUAAGCUGGAAAAGGUCGAUACACAUUGCCUAAUGGAAGGAGUUAAUUGGGAUUGUGGGAAGGAGGUAGACGUAUCAAGUGGUUGGAUCAUGAAGAGGAUAUCAAGCCUCUUGAUUGGGAUGAGUAUAAAGAUCCUAAAUAACAACAAAUUAAUUAUUAUGAUAGUUGA